This is a messenger RNA of Prunus armeniaca (apricot), 1176 nucleotides long. The record is from the annotation of a GenBank genome assembly. Lineage: Eukaryota; Viridiplantae; Streptophyta; Magnoliopsida; Rosales; Rosaceae.
AUGAGCCAAGUAUUCGAGAACCAUGAGGUUGAUGUGCAACUUCUCCGCCCAAGUGGUAAAGUACCGUCCACUGAGUUACGCACUUUGACGCGUGACUUUCAAUGGACAAAGGAUGAAUUGGCCAAGUUGAAGAAACGAAAUGGUGGGUUGAAUGAACGUGGGGAAAGACAUGAGGACCUUGGUAGUCCUCAUAUGAAUGAAGGAGGCGACAAUGACAUGUCGCCCUUACAUGAAUAUGUUGCUUUGACUACAGAACCGACAGCAGUAAAAGCACAAGUCCCCAGCAAGAAGCUUAGCAUCCAGAAUCUGAUAAGCUUCCUGCUCCGGAAGAUGGGGACGGGUCAGAUGAAUCCUCCAAUAAUACCCAAAGUUAUUGUGCCUGGUGAUGACAAAGGUAGUGCGGCUGUUGAAAAACAAGAGGUGGAAGAUGCGGAGGCAACCCCACCAUGUUUUGAUCCAACUAAACCCCUGCCCAUUGAAGAUUUCAAGGCAAUAAUAGAGUUUUACAGUGCCUGGAAAAACAAUAUAAGUGCGGAGAUGCAGAUAGAAUCAUGUUCAGUAGGCCCUGAGUUUUUCUACAAACUUAUCAAUGAUACGAAAUGGAUUAGCUCAAAGCAAUUUCUAGAGUCAGUCAAAGGGCCUACCAAGAAACGAGGAUCAAACAAGGCAGCUGCUUCAAACAACGUUGACCUUCCAACUAACAACCUGAAGAAUAUACAUCACUAUGUGCACGGUACAUGGCAACACGGGUAUGGGCAAGCUUGGACCAAAGUCCGGAAGCUGGUCAAAUAUUUGCACCUUAUUAGCGAUACUCUAGCACGGGUGCUGUAUGAUAUGCACUUUGAUGGCGCUUCUGAUGGUGAAGAGGUUAAGCAAAAGGGGAUGAAGAUGUCCACGUUUACGCCAUUCACAGUUUGCAACAUUGGAGAUGUGCCACAACAACGUGAUGGUACCUCUUGCAGAAUCAUGACAGUCAAAUUCAUUGAGCAUCUCAGUGCCGGCAUUUCGUUGAAUAAAGUUGACCCUUCGAAGAUCACAUAUUACCGACGUAAGCUUGCGAUAAAGGCUUUAAGGGGGAGGCAUAUAUAUGAGAUGCAGACAUCGAAGCUCUGCUGGAGGUGCUUUAUAUGGCGAUCCAACUAUUUUGAUACAGCUAUUUGGUAUGUAGCAAGGUGA